AUGGAGAAAUUACCGGAGGAGAUGCUAAGGGCUGUAUUUGUUUAUUUGUCAGGGUCGGAUCGUUUACCGGUAGCCCUUACAUGUCGUCGAUGGUUUAAUCUGUUAAAGGAUUCUGUCCCGAGUAUCAGUGUUGUACACAUUUCUCUGGAUAUAUCUGCUUGUUCAACUCGAUUUCUAGAAGCGUCCCUAUCAGAAGCAACUCUUUCGAUAUGCUUGUGUCCCGGACAUGCGAAGAAGCAUGCUGUUCUAUUGCAACCACUGUUUCAAGCUGCUGGCAAAAAACUUACAACUUUAGCUGUUGAAGAUAAUCUUAUACCAAAGGCUUGUUUUAAACUUGUUAAAAAAUCUUAUAAAUAUAGAUCAAAUCAUGUUGAUAAGAACGAAGGGAUGGAGACUCAAAUUCCAGACGUGACAAUUCACGCACUGCUCAACAAUAUGCCGAAGUGCUUACGGACAUUGCAUUUCCAGGGCGUUGAUUUCUCGAAAGUUCGGCCAUGGACGUUUGCGCUACUUGUAAAAUUGAAAUCCUUAGAAGAACUAUAUGUAUUGGAUGCUGUGUUCCCAACUGACAAUGAAUCAUUGUUCGCCAGGAUAAUUUCCCCAUCAUUCGAUACCUUGACCAGCAUUUCUAUUACUAAUAAUGCGCAGAUCACAGAUAAGUUCGUGUCUACUCUGGCGCGGCGCUGUCCAGUCUUGCAAACCAUAAAUUUAAAUGGAUGUAAACGUAUUACUUCUUUAUCUGUGCUUGCUUUCGCUGAAAAUGCGUCACAUCGGAUUACAGAAUUAACAUUUAUUCAUGUCCAGGCAACAAUGUUCAAUCCUAAUUUGGUAAGUUUAGAAAAAAGUUUUAAUGAUGACUGGACUUCGGUUAUUAUGUAA
This is a messenger RNA of Brugia pahangi, 879 nucleotides long. NCBI's taxonomy places the organism in Eukaryota, Metazoa, Nematoda, Chromadorea, Rhabditida, Onchocercidae. The record is from the annotation of a GenBank genome assembly.